CCUUCCGCACUCCUUUCGUCGCUAGGAUUUGUCUCUGACAUUCAAAAUUUGAACCCCGUAUCCGUACAAAGCUGGGUGAUUAUCCGGAUCAAUAUGUUUACUAAUCAGUACUCAGACGUUAUGGAGCGCGGGCUCGAACCCAUCGAUUAUGGACUCAACGUCUCGGCGAUGCUGCAUGGAGCGACCGACGGUGCCGGAGCAGGUGAAGCGAAGAGUAAUGACCCCAGCGAGGCAGCUGCCGAACUCAAUCUUGGGGGACACAUGUUCGAAUCGGACAUGGCAUCAUGCAAUGAUGGCAACGUUGUUCGUGACAGACCCGACGUUGCUGAGCCCAGUGCAGUUCCUCGGGAGGACGUGCUGACAAGCUAUCCAUCCACAAGUAUUGCAGUUCAUCCGUCGCAUUCUGCUGUUGCACCACCCCAACUACCGGUAAACGUUGACACCAAUGGAGUAGCAUUGCCAGGCUUCGUGUCGCGACUUGAGAAGCGAACCAAGCUGCUGGGACAUCCCAUGGUGUUGGCUGUGUCGACAAACGGCCGCGAAGUGACAUGCAAAUGUGGCCGUAUCGUUCGAUUGAACCCACCUUGGUACAUCCUCAAGUAUGACCAGCAUACGAAGAGCAGGAAUUGCGUCAGGCCCAUGGGCAUUCUAGCGCCGAAUCAUGAUCCAGCCAUCGAUGUGACCGACAUCCUGGACGUCGACGCUAUGCUAGCAGGGGAUGAAAGGGGGGAUGGCGGACGGAACGAAGUCGAUGCAUCGGCUAUCAGCACGCCUUUGAACUGCGUGAGAAGGCUCAAAGCACACCCAAACUUCGACUGCGUGGCUCGUGGUGGCCACUGGGUGCGAGGACUGUGCAGGUGCAUAGUGCACCUGGAAUCUCCAUGGCAUGUCAAUACCUUCGUGGCCCACGAUGCAUCGUGCACGGGCUUGAAGAAACGAAAGGCCAAGGUCAAGGCGGCGGCGGCGGCAGCGUCCAAAGAUCCAAGCCAGACGGCGGACGAAGUGCUCCCGUGUCCCGGUCUUCGGGGCCCCGACGUGGUCGAGUACAUCACGUCCGCGGUGCAGCUGACCGGAGGCAGCCGCCCCAAGUUCAAGGUUGCGCGGGCUUUGUUUCCAACCUUGUUUUCAACCUCCAAAUGCAACCUCCACUCGAUGUUGUGUCCGUUCGAGAACAAGUGGCUGCAUGACACGCUGGCACAGGAAGCACUGUGGUGGGUCGACAAGGAUGCGGCCACCGUGCGCAGCUUCCGGUGCACGCGGGCAGCGCGUAUGCAGCACCCAGCGCGGCUGCCAUGCUCGAGUUGCGCCAGUCUGCGCGGCAUGGCGUCGUUCCGCACGGCGCUGGCGUCCCGGGCUACAUUAUCAUCAUCGUCUCGCAAUCAAAAGUUUACGCCUCGCACGAGUGUUCCACCCAGUGUGUUCAACUUGAACCUGUCUGCCACGUGUCCAUCCCAUGCCAAGUACGGCCGAGAGCUGCGUCAGCUGGUGGCAUGUUACAAGCAUGACGUGGCCAAUCCCCACUACUACUGGCUGCCCGUGGCUGAGAUGGGCAUGGCGCUCGACUUGAACGACAGCCCGGUCGUAUUGGGGCUGCUGCAGUACCUCGUCGCGCUCAAGGACAAGGAGCGCCGCGGCGUCGGAAAGCAAAACAUGCCGUACGCGCCGAGUCUGGACGCGUUCGUCGCGCGCUUGGCCGAUAUCUCUGUCCACGCCAGCGACUUGUUUCAGCAGCACUUUUGCGGCCGGUCCAAACGGCUGGCCAAGAAGGCGGCCCCAAUCAUGGCCUUGUUGGCGGCGGCGUCGACGGACAACGACCCCCCGCCUGACCAUCCACUAAAUAUCAUCCAGCAUCCUGAUACUAUCGUGGAAAGUUCCGUGGUUCAAUCGAAUUUGACGCAAAUAGCGUGCAACGAGCGAGAGAUGGCGUGGAAAGAGCAUGCAAGCCAGCACCCGAACGAGAAGAUUCCGUGUCCUGGGCUAUCUGCCCCGUCGUACGUCGAGUACUCGCUCCAACUCACAGGCGGCAGCCGUCCUCGGCAUGUGCUUGCCCGGGAGCUGUUUCCCACCACGUUUGGCGAAGGAAAAGGGGUGAAAAAUAUAGCGGGGUUGCUGUCGGUGGCGGACCAGCAGCUCCUCCUCGAUGCCGUCCACCGCGAAGCCGUGUGGCGGAUCGACAAGACUAGUCGGUGCGUCCGCAGCAUGCAGUGCCUAGGCACGUGCGUUCGCCGCGUCGACGCGUGUGCCAACUGCAUGCUGCUCCACCGGAACGCGAGCUUCCGGUCCGCCGUGAGCCGCGCACGCAAGCAGUCGCGGACGCAGGCCAACAUCCGAUUCAUCCCCAACCAGUACAUGACUGCCGAGAUGCUCAAAGUGUCCAAGAACCCCACGCUGCGCAUGUUUGCGCUCAACGCCAAGGCCAACGUCGAGUCGAAUCCGGACGCGAGUUUCUGGCUCCAAGUGGCGCGACUCGGCAUCUCGGGCGCAUUUCGCGACUUCCCCGUGGUCGAAGGCGUCGUGGAGAGCCUGCUUCAUGUCAAGGACAAGCAGCGGCGCGGCGCCGGCAACCAAAACAUGUUUUACCCCGUGGCGUUGGAGACUUUUAUGAAACACUUGGUCGCGAUCUCCCCCAAGGCACUCGAGUUGUUUGCAGACGCGGUCGUGGGUGGCCACUCGGUGCGCGCGCACAUCCUGGCCAAGAAACGAAAGCUCGCGGCGGCGGAACAGUCCCCCCCGCCGCUCGUGUUUCACGACAUCCCCAUGCCCGCCAUGUUGAUGUACGACACACAUCAUCCACACGACCGACUGCUAGACGACGGGUUCCACGACGCGGCCGCGUUUGGCCAAGAGUUGUUAACCGGAGACCCUGACUUGGGUACCAGUGAAGUGAUGCAGUUAUAACAAAAGGAGCAUGUGUUGUUAUCAUCAUUAAGAGUGAACGAGGGUGCAUACCCGCCUUGGAAAAUCACGCUCGUUCCAGUGUAUUUACUGCCCAGUAUGUCCACGCCGUCCGCAAGGGCUGUCUCCAUCCAGGCGAUGCCAGCGCAUCUGCUUUGGGGCAAAGAUGAACGUUGCGUUAUCGGGAGUGUGGUCGUUCUGGUCUACUUGGGCCCCAAAUACCAGCAACUUUGGUCCGAUGGGAGUCACGGAAUGACCUCGGCGACUGGUGAGAACAUCGUCGCCUUGGAGAGGCGGUCGGGACCAAGUGCAAGAGUUUUGGAGCACGUUGAUCUGCACGUGAUGUACAUCGUACAGGCCCUUGGAUUCGCCAACCUGAUGUAGUAAAGUUGUAUGCGAGCAAGGCGGAAUGUAUGAAUGUACCUGUUUCCCG
Molecule: messenger RNA, 3328 nt
Organism: Aphanomyces astaci
Lineage: Eukaryota; Oomycota; Saprolegniomycetes; Saprolegniales; Verrucalvaceae
Exons: 1
Coding region: 94-2898 (934 amino acids)
Source: RefSeq, a predicted model, not a curated record